Aedes albopictus (Asian tiger mosquito) is the source of this 4524-nucleotide messenger RNA. RefSeq lists its product as uncharacterized. The record is from RefSeq and is a predicted model, not a curated record. Bases 1 to 3711 code for a protein of 1236 amino acids. The transcript has 2 exons. Gene Ontology annotation, molecular function: nucleic acid binding. NCBI's taxonomy places the organism in Eukaryota, Metazoa, Arthropoda, Insecta, Diptera, Culicidae. Gene Ontology annotation, biological process: DNA integration.
AUGCGAUUGCACACGGUGCACACUGUGGGAAAGUUGAUGCUGCCGCACCAAAAGUUGGAUUCGCAGGAGCUUGCCGCACAGCACGAACAUAUGCGAGGGCUGCCCAUCGAGUCGUACGACGGACAGCCGCAGUUGCUGAUUGGAGCGAACAACAUCCACUCGUUCGCGCCGAUAGAAGCGAAAGUGGGUACGCCCAUGGAACCGAUUGCGGUUCGAACUAAGUUGGGAUGGACGGUGUAUGGGCCGCGGCAAACAACCUCGUCGGCGGCCGGUAAUUAUCUCGGCUACCACCAGCAGAUUACCAACGAGGACCUGCACGAGCUGCUAAAAAGUCACUACGCGCUGGAAGAGUCAGUAGUGGCAAUCCCGCAGGAAACAGCAGAGGAGAAACGCGCCCGGGAAAUACUGGAGCGAACCACCAAACGCGUCGGUGAUCGUUUCGAAACCGGACUGCUGUGGAAAACGGACGAUCCACGGUUCCCGGACAGCUACCCGAUGGCGGUGCGCAGAAUGAAGCAGUUGGAGAAGCGACUCGACAAGAAUCCGAAGCUGAAGGAGAACGUCUGCAAGCAGAUCGACGAGUACCAGCAGAAGGGGUACGCACAUCUCGCUACCACCGAAGAACUGGCCGGUACUCCUACCGACCAAACGUGGUACCUGCCGAUCAACGUCGUUCAAAAUCCCAAGAAGCCCGAGAAGAUUCGUCUAGUCUGGGACGCGGCGGCGGCCGUGAAAGGAGUAUCCCUAAACUCACAGCUGCUGUCAGGACCGGACAUGCUCGUCCCACUCAUCAAAGUGCUCUGUGGUUUUCGCGAAUGGCGGAUUGCCUUCGGUGGAGACUUGAAAGAGAUGUUCCACCAGCUGCAGAUUCGCUCCGAGGACAAGCAGAAACAACGUUUCGUCUUCCGAAAAGAUCCGGAAGAACCGCCACAAAUCUACGUCAUGGAUGUGGCGACAUUUGGGUCGACGAGCUCCCCCUGCUCGGCUCAAUACGUUAAGAACCGGAACGCCGAAGAGUUCGCCGCUCAGUAUCCUGAAGCGUCGGUUGCCAUAAUACGUCGGCAUUACGUCGAUGACUACUUCGACAGCGUCGACACCGAAGAAGAAGCAGUGAAGCUGGCGCAGGAAGUCCGGUUCGUCCACAAACAGGGCGGAUUCGAAAUUCGCAACUGGGUUUCCAACUCGCCAAUAGUCCUGCGCAGUCUAGGAGAGGAGAAGCCGGCGACGCCGGUGCAUUUCAGCCGAGACAAGCAGACGGCCAAUGAGAGAGUCUUGGGAGUGAUCUGGGAUCCGAACACGGACCAGUUUGCGUUUUCUACGACGCACCGCGAGGGGUUGAUGCCGUACCUGUACGAGGGGAAGCGGCCGACGAAAAGACUAGUCGCCAGUUGUGUGAUGGGAUUCUUCGAUCCGCUCGGAUUGCUGUCGCCGUUCACCAUCCACGGCAAGAUCAUCAUCCAGCAUCUGUGGCGGUCCAAGUGCGACUGGGACGAGGAAAUCGAUCCCAAUUCCUGGGAGCUGUGGAAGCGGUGGACGAGUUUGUUACCGGAGGUCGAAGCUAUCCGGAUUCCACGUUGCUAUCUUGGCGACGCUAGAUCCAUCGAAGUCAAUUCGUUGGAACUCCACAUCUUCACCGAUGCCAGCGAACACGGAUACGGCUGCGUAGCAUAUCUGCGAGCAGUCAUCGACGGGAACGUCCACUGCAGCCUAAUGAUGUCCAGGGCUAAAGUGGCGCCGGUCAAACGGCAGUCGAUUCCCCGUCUGGAGUUGAUGGGCGCGGUGAUGGGGGCCAGGAUGAACCAAGCCGUUCUGGACACGCACUCCUAUCAAAUCAACCGCACCGUUUUCUGGACAGACUCGCGCACCGUAUGCAGUUGGAUCAAUGCCGAUCAACAUCGGUACAAGCAAUUCGUCGCCUUCCGGAUCGGCGAGAUACAAGAGUUGACGAGGGUAGCGGACUGGCGAUGGAUUCCGACCAAACUAAAUAUCGCCGACGUGCUGACGAAGUGGGGACAAGGUCCGCCGUUGCAGAGCGACGGAGAAUGGUUCAACGGACCAGCGUUCCUGUACCGGCCGCAAGAGCAGUGGCCGACCCAAGAAGCGUCCAUUGAGGAGACGGACGAGGAAGCCAGAGGUAUCGUGUUGUUCCACGGAGCGAUCGACGUCAACCCGAUUUCCCGUUGGACGAAGUUGCUGAGGGUGACAGCGAGUGUGGUGCGCUUCAUCGACAACUGCCGGCGAAAAUGUAGAGGAGAGCCGAUAGUGACCAUGUGGGCUACGGCAAAACAGCGGCAGCUAAACCAACACGUUGCGGCCAACUAUCCAUCGGUGAAAGCCCCUCUGGGCCAAGAAGAGCUUCGACGGGCGGAGACAAUCCUAUGGCGUCAAGCACAGUGGGACAGUUUCCCGGACGAAAUGAGUGCGCUCACAAACAAUCUGGAGUGCCAGCCGGGCGGCCCAAUAUCGGUAGUCAAGAAAUGCAGUCCGAUCUUCAAGAGUUCGCCGGUGCUGGACGAUGAAGGUGUGCUGCGGAUGGACGGGCGGCUCGCGAACGCGGAUGAGAGCUCUUUCGACAAAAGGCAUCCGAUAAUCCUGUCCCGGUCCCAUGAAGUAACGCAAAGGCUGAUCCAGUACUAUCACGAGCAGUUCGGACAUGCCAAUUCGGAGACCGUGUUCAACGAGAUGCGGCAGCGGUUCCAGAUACCGAAAAUGCGACCGGCGAUACAGCAGGUUGUGAGCAAGUGCGUCUGGUGCAAGGUGAACAAGUGCCGGCCGCUUUCUCCGAGGAUGGCUCCACUUCCAGUGGAACGAGUAACGUCCCACCUUCGGCCAUUCAGCUCCGUGGGCCUUGACUACCUAGGUCCGGUAGAAGUUGCGGUCGGUCGGCGAAAGGAGAAGCGAUGGGUGGCAGUCUUCACCUGCAUGGCCGUGCGGGCGGUGCACCUUGAGGUCGUCCAUAGUCUCACGACGGAGUCGUGUCGGAUGGCCAUCGCUCGUUUCUGCAGCAAAUUCGGCAAACCGAGCCACAUUUUCUCCGAUAAUGCCACGUGCUUUCGGGGAGCAAACAAUGAGAUGGAGAAGAUCAACCAAGAGUGCGCAGAGACCGUCGGCAGCUCAACUACCGCUUGGCACUUCAUUCCGCCUGGAACUCCGCACAUGGGCGGCGUCUGGGAGCGGAUGGUCCGAUCAGUGAAAGAAGCCAUGCGCGCGCUCGACGAUGGGCGCAAGUUGACGGACGAGAUCCUGGCCACGACAGUAGCGGAAGCAGCCGACAUGAUCAACACGCGACCACUAACCUAUCUGCCGCAGGACUCGACUGAAACGGAAGCACUGACGCCGAACCACUUCCUACGAGGAACGGUGUCUGGUGCGGACGUGAAGGUGGAGGAAUCAGCUACACCCGCAGAGGCUCUGCGGAACUUGUACAAGCGUUCCCAAUUUCUUGCGGACCGCAUGUGGGAACGGUGGAGCAGGGAGUACCUUCCUACGAUCAACCGACGGUCGAAAUGGUUCGACGAUCGACAGCCGCUCCAAGAGGGCGACUUGGUCUUCGUAGUCGACGGCAAAAACCGGAAGUGCUGGAGACGCGGCGUCAUCGAGGCAGUCAUCCAGGGCUCGGAUGGCCGAGUCCGACAGGUAGACGUUAGGACCGCCGACGGUAAGGUACAGCGACGAGGCGUGGUAAAUUUAGCGGCAUUGGAGGUAAGGUAAAUCCGGGAAUGCCGGAUGUUACGGGCUGGGGUGUUACAACGCCGCAGGGAUAUAAGUUUUUGUAGUUUUCUGGACCGGUCUAAAACAUGUACCGGUCUAGCCGCAACAUAACCACCGCAGCAUGACAGCUCGCGUGCGAUAGUAGUAGUGUAGUAGAAGUGUAGUAAAGCGAGAAGGUAAAUAAAAACAUACAAUGAUGAUGAUUAUGAGGAUAGGAAUAUUUCGCCAUUGCAUUAAACCGAUCAGCCAAAUAAGUUGAGUUGUUCAAAGGCGCGUUAAUUUAGUGAAAGUAUCUCGGAAAGUUUAGUGAGUUCAAAGGCGAGAAUAAUUCUAAAAAUCAGUGUGAUUAUUGACAAUACGCCGUGGCCAGUCUGAUCCGAGUCCAGGUACCUGGGAAACACCGGUAAGGGAAAUAGAAAAGCUGUCCACAUUCCGGCGCAUCCACUGUAAGUAAUUGCAUGACAAUACUAGCAGAAACGGUUUGAGUAUUAAUUGCAAUUGAUCGUGUUAAUACUGUACUUUAGAUUCGCACUCGAUCAAGCUAGGGUAACUGCACCCAUUGUCAUCCCAAAACAAAAUCGGAAACCACUUCUUGUGAGUAUUUGUAUUUGUAUAGAAUAAGAAUGUAAAUUAAAUGAUUAAUAAAUUACAGUUUUAAGCGUUGCUACAAAAUCUGAGCCGCUCUAGAAAUUUUGGUUUCCCUUCGGGAACACAGGGUGUCGACUGCCUGGAAAAACCUGGAAAGUCAGGGAAUUUAUUUUUGGACCUGGAAAAUCAGGGAAAGUCAGGGAAUUUUGUUGAUGGUCAGGGAUU